Silurus meridionalis is the source of this 1431-nucleotide messenger RNA. RefSeq lists its product as uncharacterized. The record is from RefSeq and is a predicted model, not a curated record. NCBI's taxonomy places the organism in Eukaryota, Metazoa, Chordata, Actinopteri, Siluriformes, Siluridae. The transcript is spliced from 3 exons.
AUGGGCGUGUUGCUGGCUGCCCCUCUCUGUCCUUCGGGCCUGUUCGGCGAUGUCGUAGAUUUGGUAGUUGACAGGUUCCAGGAGUCAAAGAGACAAUUUACGGCGUUCCAAUGGUAUCUCCCACGCCGCGCUCAUGGGGCUGCUCGGCGGGCGCAGCCCCAAGCCCAACCCUGCACUUCAUACCGCCAAGUAAAAAGACAGAGCAUCGCGAAGUGCUCUCCCCCUGUGCGGGAUUCUGCUCGCCACACUGGGUCAAAGCCCUCCCUAUCAGGACUUCAGGGUUUGUUAACCCUGCCACAAAAUGUGCUUCAGAGCACGACCUGCUCCACCGAGCUCCCUCCUUUGGUUCCGCCCAGAAUCAUUGCAGACCAGGAGGUCUCAUUUCCAGAGCCGAGUUUCGGCACUGCCCCGGCUCUGGACACACCGGAGGUCAGUCUCGAGAGAACCUGCUCAUCUAGCUUAAAUAGCUCAUCCAGCUCCUCCAUCUCAUCCAGCUCCUCCAUCUCAUCCAGCUCCUUCAUCUCAAACAGCUCAUCCAGCUUAACUAGCUCAUCCAGCUCCUCCAUCUCAUUCAGCUCCUUCAUCUCAAACAGCUCAUCCAUCUUAACUAGCUCAUCCAGCUCCUCCAUCUCAAACAGCUCAUCCAUCUUAACUAGCUCAUCCAGCUCCUCCAUCUCAUCCAGCUCCUUCAUCUCAAACAGCUCAUCCAUCUUAACUAGCUCAUCCAGCUCCCCCAUCUCAUCCAGCUCCUUCAUCUCAAACAGCUCAUCCAUCUUAACUAGCUCAUCCAGCUCCUCCAUCUCAAACAGCUCAUUCAUCUUAACUAGCUCAUCCAGCUCCUCCAUCUCAUUCAGCUCCUUCAUCUCAAACAGCUCAUCCAGCUCAACUACCUCAUCCAGCUCCUCCAUCUCAUCCAGCUCCUUCAUCUUAAACAGCUCAUCCAUCUUAACUAGCUCAUCCAGCUCCUCCAUCUAAUCCAGCUCCUUCAUCUCAAACAGCUCAUCCAGCUCAACUAGCUCAUCCAGCUCCUCCAUCUCAUCCAGCUCCUUCAUCAUAAACAGCUCAUCCAUCUUAACUAGCUCAUCCAGCUCCUCCAUCUCAUUCAGCUCCUUCAUCUCAAACAGCUUAUCCAUCUUAACUAGUUCAUCCAGCUCCUCCAUCUCAUCCAGCUCCCCCAUCUCAUCCAGGUCCUUCAUCUUAAACAGCUCAUCCAUCUUAACUAGCUUAUCCAGCUCCUCCAUCUCAAACAGCUCAUCCAUCUUAACUAGCUCAUCCAGCUCCUCCAUCUCAACCAGCUUAUCCAGCUCACCCAGCAUAACAAGCUCCUAUAUCUUAACCAGCUUCUCCAUCUUAAACAGCUCAUCCAUCUUAUCUAACUCAUCCAGCUCCUCCAUCUCAACCAGCUCAUCCCUCAUGGUGCUUAAUGUGUAA